Molecule: messenger RNA, 66 nt
Organism: Aspergillus fumigatus Af293
Lineage: Eukaryota; Fungi; Ascomycota; Eurotiomycetes; Eurotiales; Aspergillaceae
Exons: 1
Coding region: 1-66 (21 amino acids)
Source: RefSeq, a predicted model, not a curated record
AUGACUGAGCUUGGCGUCUGGACCGUCCAAUUAAACAAGGACAGUGACCAGCGCCAGGGUCUGUGA